Molecule: messenger RNA, 864 nt
Organism: Giardia duodenalis
Lineage: Eukaryota; Fornicata; Diplomonadida; Hexamitidae
Exons: 1
Coding region: 1-864 (287 amino acids)
Source: RefSeq, a predicted model, not a curated record
AUGAUUAUUUAUGGAUUUCUUUUUCUGUUGCUUCGCAUCAGAGAUAUCUGUUCUACACGCUCCCAGCGAGUGCUUUCCAUAAGCAUUCUUCUUCUUAUAAGUGUGAUGCUUUCAACAAGCAGUUUAGAGAAUAUACUUGCCUUACUUCUUGGGAUUGGCGAGAUUCUAUACACAGUUCGUCCUAUUAUAUUCUUCAAGACGUGCACUACUUCACACUUGGCUCUUCUGCGAGCUAAGAACCCCGGGGUAAUUCUUACAAUUAGAAGCAGAGGCGCACAAAGUCAGGGAUUAAGGCCAGGGCUGGAUCAUCCAAUCUAUCCUCGCCAGCGAAAACACAUUACAGAGGAACAGGUAUUCCUAGGCGCACGUAGGUCUCAGAAUUAUGUAGACAGCCUAAUUGAGGCCCUACUCAGAAACGACAGAUCAAAAGCUCUGCGUUCUUCAAGAACGUUCUUCAGUCGUACUUCUAACUCUGAGUUUAUUCUACAAAUGAUACGAGCCUUUGUAUCACGCAUGUGUAACAAGAAGGAUGCAAUGUUGUCUUCGGGAAAACCUGUGGUAGUAACAGAGCUAUCGACAAGUGCGUCUGCUGCUAGCUACGAGUCUGAGGUGGAGCAAAUACAUGUGCUGAGCAGUGGGCAUCAAUUUGAGAAUCACCGGUCUCAGUUUUCUGGUUUUCUUGAGCGCGUUCGCCUCAUAUAUGAAGCGCGCCAAAGUAGACGAUUGACUAAGUUCCUCCGGAGACAAGGAAGGCCCACAGACAAAAGAAAAACGCAAAUCCCAUUCACAUCAGAGUGGAUAGCAGGAGAAGAUAGUGGCCUUGAAGCCCUUACCCCAUCGUCAGUGAGCAAACAGGAUUGUUAA